ACGCAUUUCAUCUCACUGGCGAAUGAUGUAGUUAAGCGAGACAUAUCAUUUGGAAAUAUCCGUCCUUUCCGCUCUUCCCCGUAAGAUAUAUCUUGGGGCAAGUUGCGCCGCUCUGCUUUACCAGGCUUUCACAACCCCAAGCGAAGUAAACACUUUGUGAAUCGCUCAUGGCCUCCCAUCUGAUCACAACCCCUGCGCUGAUCUGUGCCAUAACUGGUGUGGGUCUGCUACAAUCGUGGUACAGGAAGCGCAACAAACAUCACCUUCCUCCUGGCCCAAGAGGUCUACCUAUAAUAGGCAACGUUCUGGACGUAUCGGAGGACCUGGAAUGGGAAAGAGCCUUUAAAUGGGGAGAGAAAUACGGUCCUAUUGUUUAUACUGAGAACCUUGGAAUACCGUGUAUUUACCUGAACUCGUACCAGGCAGCAGUCGACUUGCUUGACAAAAACGGGCUCAACUACUCGUCAAGGCCAAGAAAUCUGGUGGUAGAGCUCGAAGGCUGGACUGAAUGGUCGCCAAGCUUGAUGCCAUACGAAGAUGAGCUCCGGAAGUCGAGAAACAUACUACAUAGGUUCUUACAGCCGUCAGCUGUAGGAAGCUAUGCCGAGAUCCAAACGCAGGCAACCCACAAGCUACUUGAACGCCUUUUAGAUAGUCCUGACAGAUAUUUUGAUUCGAUUCGGCAAAUGGCAGCAGAGAUAAUCAUGCUGAUGACGUAUGGCCACAAAGUUUCUGAAAAAGACGACCCCUUUAUCAAGAUUGUAGAGCAAGGUAUCGCAGCAUUUGUGGAAGCGUCAGGGUCCUACCUUGUGAACGUAAUUCCCUGGUUACAAUAUUUGCCCUCUUGGUUCCCUGGCACAAGUUUCCAAAGGGUUGCUUGUAAAGGGCGCAAACAUUUACAGAACAUGAUUCAGACACCACAUAAUAUGGUGAAAAAGACGUUGAUGGAUAGUGCAAGUAAACCCUGUAUGUCAGCACAACUUAUGAACGAAAACAUGGAGAGCAAUGGCAACAUAAAGGAUGAAGCUCUUAUUGCAAAAGUGGCAGGCGUUACAUAUUCUGGUGGUGCUGACACGACUGUGUCUGUCAUGCUUACAUUUCUCCUUGCUAUGGUGCUACAUCCGAGUGUCCAGAAACGAGCACAAGAGGAGCUGGAUAGAGUGAUUGGGAGGAAUAACCUCCCGUCACUUGCAGACCGAGAGAACCUUCCAUAUAUCGAAGCUGUAUGCAAGGAAUGUUUGAGAUGGCAGCCUGUGACACCUCUAGGAUUUCCACAUGCAGCAGCAGAGCAAGAUGAAUACAAUGGCUAUACUAUUCCUGCUGGUGCAGUGAUAUACCCUAAUGUCUGGGCAAUGCAGAGAGACCCGUCGAUGUAUGCUGAGCCAGAGAAGUUUAUCCCAGAACGUUGGAUGGCUCUGGAAGGGACAGAGCCUCCGCCAGACGUAUAUAAGAUAACGUUUGGAUUUGGAAGACGAAUUUGCCCGGGGCGUUAUUUUGCAAUUAACUCAAUCUUCAUAGGUGUUGCAUCUAUCCUGUCGACGUUUAACAUUACCAAGGCACUUGACGAGAAUGGUAAUCCAAUCACUCCGAAAGCAGAUUAUACUCCACUUAUUGUCAGGCACCCGAAACCAUUCAAGUGCUCCCUGACCCCUCGUUCAGAUGAGAUAGAAAGGGUUGUCCGCCAAGCAGCUGAGUCUGUCGAGUAA
Fomitiporia mediterranea MF3/22 is the source of this 1706-nucleotide messenger RNA. RefSeq names its product cytochrome P450. The transcript has 14 exons. Bases 168 to 1706 code for a protein of 512 amino acids. Gene Ontology annotation, molecular function: heme binding; iron ion binding; monooxygenase activity. Lineage: Eukaryota; Fungi; Basidiomycota; Agaricomycetes; Hymenochaetales; Hymenochaetaceae. The record is from RefSeq and is a predicted model, not a curated record.